Messenger RNA from Pyricularia grisea, 921 nucleotides. RefSeq lists its product as uncharacterized. The coding region runs from base 1 to 921 and encodes 306 amino acids. The transcript has a single exon. The record is from RefSeq and is a predicted model, not a curated record. NCBI's taxonomy places the organism in Eukaryota, Fungi, Ascomycota, Sordariomycetes, Magnaporthales, Pyriculariaceae.
AUGUCCAUCACAAGAGCGUUCACCACCCGCAGGGUGAAGCAAAGCCUAGAUCUCCGCGAUGCGGCCGAAGGUCUGGUCUCCCGUAGCAACACCACCAGCAAGUCGGGUAAGACACCGAAGCCGCUCAACUCGAUCAGGAACAAAAUCUCAGCACCCGUCGAGCUGGUGUCAACAACAAACAUGCUCUCCUACAACGCUCCUGACAUCUACCCCAAGGCCACAUCGCCGAGCUCUUCGACGACUAGAUCCGACGACGAUUCCGACAGCGCACCAAGCAUUGCCAGCACUCCCCCAACUAGUCCUGAUUCUCCUCACCCAAAGAAGAGAACAGGAGAGUCGGGGCUCGAGCCGAACCAUCUGUCUUGCUACUUCACGGCCCCAGGUCAAGCAAUUGCUGGGCCCUCGUCGGGUGACGCCCCAGUGAUUCCCCAAAGGGCGCCUUCUCACACCAAGAAGCACUCGCAAGAGGCUCUGACGCGGCAAAGGUCAAACUCGCGCAUGUCGGAGCAGUCGUCAAGGUCUCUUACCUCCAAGGCAAGCUUCAGCUUCUCGCGCUCUUCUUCGACCUCAACAAAUACCAGUGUGGCCUCUCACACGUCAGCCUCGUACGCCAAGGCACCGCCGCCAGUUUCUCUAGCCAAUCAGACAACGCCUCUGUCAAGCCCUCCUAUGGCGCCCGUUUCGCACAGGCGAGAGCCAUCAGCGGCCGCGCACCCGUUUGGCCACGAGCUGGCCCAAGUAUCGGAGCUUGCAGAGGAGUACAGCACCAGGGAUUCGCACCUCGUCAGCCAACAAGAGGAGCAUGAGAUUCUGCGCCAAGGCUACAAGAAGUUCAGCCCACAGGAUUACCUCUCUGACGUACAAGACCUGUACACGGCAUUCUUUGGCGAGGAGAAGCCUUCGAGGCCCAUGUGGAUCUAA